Messenger RNA from Galleria mellonella (greater wax moth), 1666 nucleotides. It is a transcript of the gene Grasp65, whose product is annotated as Golgi reassembly-stacking protein 2. The record is from RefSeq and is a predicted model, not a curated record. The transcript is spliced from 5 exons. Gene Ontology annotation, biological process: Golgi organization. Gene Ontology annotation, molecular function: protein binding. Bases 127 to 1470 code for a protein of 447 amino acids. Lineage: Eukaryota; Metazoa; Arthropoda; Insecta; Lepidoptera; Pyralidae. Gene Ontology annotation, cellular component: Golgi apparatus.
UAAUGUAAGACACGACUAACUGUCAAAGUCAAAAUUGUUGCAGUUUUGAGAUAAUAUUGCUGUCAUUAUUUACGAAAUAUUAAAAACUAAUAUAAUUUUUUACAAAUUUCAUUAUUUUUCGUCCUCAUGGGUUCCUCCCAUAGUACAGAAGUGCCAGGGGGUGGAUCAGAAGGUUAUCAUAUUUUGCGGGUACAAGACGGUUCUCCAGGACAAAAGGCAAGACUUGAAGCAUUUUUUGAUUUUAUCGUCGCAAUAGAAAAUACUAGAUUGGAUCAAGACAAUGACACAUUGAAGGAGUUGUUAAAAAAGAAUGUUGGUAAUUCUAUAAAAAUGCUUAUAUAUAGCAGUAAAACUCAGUCAGUUCGAGAACUAACGAUUACUCCUAGUGAUAACUGGGGUGGUCAAGGCUUGCUUGGUGUUAGUAUACGAUUUUGUUCAUUCGAGGGGGCCAAUGAAAAUGUGUGGCAUGUAUUGGAAGUACAUCCCACUUCUCCAGCUGAGUUGGCUGGUCUUCGACCAUUUUCUGACUACAUAAUUGGGGCAGACUCUAUUAUGCAUGAGAGUGAAGAUUUUUUCACUUUAAUAGAGGCACAUGAAGGUCGAGCUCUUAAGUUAUAUGUUUAUAAUGUCAAUGAUGAUACAUGUAGAGAGGUCCAGAUUACACCCAAUCACAACUGGGGCGGAGAGGGUAGUUUAGGUUGUGGUAUUGGUUAUGGUUAUCUCCAUAGAAUACCCAUCAGAAAUGUACCACAUUCUGCUCCACAAAAUAUGCCUGUUAUGACUUCAUCACCAAAUCAAAACAUACAACAAAAUAUCGUGUCUGGUGUUCAAAAUUUAAACAUAACCGAGGAAAAAACUCCUUUGGUUAACACUUCACAGGUGUCACAUGUACAAAUGGAACAUAACACUAAUGUCCCUCCACCAUUUUUGUCUGGUGUUCCAAUGGUGAAUCCAGUUACUUACAAUACUGGAGUACCACAGUCAUUUUCACAAGAGCAAGUUGUCACUCAACCAGUGACCCCACAGCAACCAGUUUCUCAGGCACAGUCAGUUGUAUCCAAUAUGGCUGCUUAUUCCAGUAAUUUUGCAGAUGCUACAUUGACCAACUUAGGAAGUAUACCAUCUGUAUCUAAUAUGCAACCACCAGCUCCAUUACCAAGUUUGCCUGGCAUUCCAAUGAACCAACCUCAGCCUUAUAUACCAAUGAUGCCUAAUUAUAAUCAGCCACCUGUUGCAGUUUCACAAUCAACUCCUUAUGCUCAAAAUAUACCAAAUUUAGUUCCAACUUUUAAUAUGAGCAAUUUUCCUCCUCCAAUGCAACCACCACCUAUAUCUAGUGGUAUUCCUGUAGUGACGCCUGUCUCAUUACCAGGAAUGCCGCCAUUAACAGUUAGUGCUACAUUGCCUGUAUCUACUAUGAAAGAAAUACAUCAUCAACAAUCAUUACAACAACAGGAUUUAUUAUCGUGAAAUUAAAUUAAAAUUGUUGGCCUUUAAAUAUUAUUGUUAAGCAGAACAUUCAUUUAAUUGCUAUUUAAUUUUGUAUCGUUAUGUUCUGACCAUGUACAAUAAAUACGAAUUUCUCAUGUUUAUUGUUAAUGCUAUAUAUUUUGUGCAAUAUGUAUACAUGUUUAAUUCUACCAACUGAUUUUUAAUUGAAUUCAGU